Molecule: messenger RNA, 1524 nt
Organism: Jatropha curcas
Lineage: Eukaryota; Viridiplantae; Streptophyta; Magnoliopsida; Malpighiales; Euphorbiaceae
Product: Regulator of Vps4 activity in the MVB pathway protein
Biological process (GO): protein transport
Source: RefSeq, a predicted model, not a curated record
GCCUGAUUCACUUAAGAUAACCAUGGCCCGCAAAUAUUUGUAAAAUAGACUCCGUGCUUGGACCGAUUCGUUCCAUGUAUCACUUCGCAAAAUAAAAAACAGACAGACUAAUGGAGGGUAUCUAACAGACUUGUUUACAGCGACGAUCGACCUUACAAAUAGUUAUUGGAAUCAUAACCAGAGACUGCAUUCUCUCAGUUUAAGCAUCAAUGUCGCUUUUAAAUCAACUUUUUAACAGAGGCGUCUUUGGUGCGAAAUGCAAAACAUGCUUGACAUUGUCAAUCUCACGCAUCAAAUUGCUACAAAACAAAAGAGAUUUGCAGCUCAAACAUAUGCGCAAGGAAAUAGCACAAUUUUUGCAGGCUGGCCAAGAAGGAAUCGCUCGAAUUCGGGUGGAGCAUGUGAUACGCGAACAAAAUCUGUGGGCUGCUUAUGAGAUAUUGGAGCUGUUUUGUGAGUUUGUUCUUGCUCGUGUUCCAAUUCUUGAAAGUCAGAAAGAAUGUCCAGCUGAAUUACGAGAGGCUGUUGCAAGCAUAAUUUUUGCUGCUCCAAGAUGUUCAGAAGUGCCAGAUUUAUUGCAGAUCCAGAAUUUGUUAUCUGCAAAAUAUGGGAAGGAAUUUGUCAUGGCAGCUUCUGAGCUUCGUCCCGACUCUAGUGUCAACCGUGCAAUUAUUGAAAAGCUUUCAAUUAGUGCUCCGUCAGCAGAGGCAAGGAUUAAGGUUUUGAAGGAAAUUGCACAAGAAUAUAGCUUGGACUGGGAUUCUUCUAGCACAGAAGCCGAGCUUGGUAAAAAGCAUGAAGAUCUUCUGGGUGGAUCAAAGCAAGUUGUGGCUGAAGCUGCACUUUCUCAAGCUCCCAUGAAACGAAGCUCUCCUAAAACUCCACCUACCAAUGGGACAAGUCCUAUUAUAAAUACAGAGAGCAGACAAGGAUCUCAAUAUCUUCAGGCUCCUAGCCCAAUGAUUAAUACACCGUCAGUGGAUACUAGUGAAACUAAAUCAUCAAUCAAGAACGACACUACAAUACCAUCUCCGGAUGCUAAAAGGGGGACAACAUCAGGGUCUUCUGAUGUCUUGGAGAUUGCUCGAGCUGCCAUUGCCUCUGCAGAGCGUGCAACCGCAGUUGCCCGGGCUGCUGCUGAACUAGUAAAUGUUAACUUUGGUUCGCUGAAGCUAGAAGAAGGGAAAUCAUCAUAAUGCUUGAAUUAUUCUUGUGAUGCAACUCAAGAUCACAGAAGGAAUUAAUCAUUUGGAAAAAUUGGAACUAAAAGGAAGAAAUGUACAUUACAUGAAAUACUGUUGAAUCAAAUUGUAAAAUUAUCAAAGAGGAUAUUAUAUGUUUUAUGUACUUUUGCAAGCUCUUACCCAAAAGGCCGAGAAGUCCCAGCAUUGUGUAUAUUCUCGUAGGUUGUGGCCAUAAAUAUUUUCUCUUGGUUAAGGGUUGAAAAUAUGGAAUGCUUGCUUACACCUGGUGUUGGCUGCUACCACCAAGCCAAUACCAAUAAUGAAUUGUCAUUUGGAAAAA